AAAAAAAAAGACAAAAAACAGUUAACCUGUCAUAAUGCACGACAACAUGCCGCACGCAUGACGCAUACUGUCCAAGUACACAGGCAUGACGCGUAGAUUGUGCUCAAAUCGGGCUGAUGAUAACCAAUCACGUUGGAGAAUUUUGUUGAUGUCUAUGGAUCUGGGCAAGAAACAGAAGUCGAAAGAGAACCAGACGGAAAAAGACGAAUGGAUUGGAACUAGAGCCGGGACACGAGAAAGCAAGCGUGAAGAAACACGCGCAGCCACGAGCGAGAUACACUCACGGGACACUCUGCGGCUUCCAGACAUUUGUCAAACCACUACAGGCGGGACAUACUACCAACUAAUCCCUCCAAAACAGAAGCCACUGCACCAAUGGCGCGAUUUGAAGAACCGCAUAAGGCAUGACUACAACCUCGUACCCCUCCCUUACAAGAACGUGCACAUCGUGAACAGAUAGCUCUUGAGACAGCUGUUUAAUGAAUUUUAAAAAUUCGUGUGUCGGAAGUCAUCCAUAAGUUUAAAGCGAGUUUCAGUAGGGUGUUGAAACAAAUCUGGGUUUACUUUAAAUUUCCUUACCUCGUUUUACAAUUGGCCCAAAGAAUACGCACUGUCCUCUCAACAAAUCGUAUUCAAAACUAAGACAAAUUGCUACCUGGUCAGCGAAGUUUCCCGCGUUAUGAAACCUUUUUUGGUUUUGACCUUUGCAUUUUCACUGGCUUCUUGUGACAUUUUUCUUUCCCCUGAUUGGCUUUAGCUGUGGUAAGUGACACUCGAUCAAAUGCAUUAGCUUUGCUUUACUUCGGUUGGUGAUUGGUCUAGAAAACUCGCCUUGCGGUCUCGACCAAUCAGAUGAACAACUAGUACGAGUCACGACUUACCCCCUCGCAUUUUCACGCGCUUCAUAUUGUGUGCUUAUUUUACUUCGAGCUCUCGCUGGCUGCUCGGGUGCCAUGCUCAAUUCUGAGGUGUUUCAUCAGAAUGUGCUGUAAUAAAAUAGCUUUGAAAUACGAA
Molecule: messenger RNA, 1014 nt
Organism: Stylophora pistillata
Lineage: Eukaryota; Metazoa; Cnidaria; Anthozoa; Scleractinia; Pocilloporidae
Source: RefSeq, a predicted model, not a curated record